Molecule: messenger RNA, 1579 nt
Organism: Dalotia coriaria
Lineage: Eukaryota; Metazoa; Arthropoda; Insecta; Coleoptera; Staphylinidae
Product: platelet-activating factor acetylhydrolase-like
Exons: 5
Coding region: 210-1454 (414 amino acids)
Molecular function (GO): 1-alkyl-2-acetylglycerophosphocholine esterase activity
Source: RefSeq, a predicted model, not a curated record
GCCACUCGAAAAAAUCAUGCCCAUGCUGAUUUUGCUCAUGAAAACAUUUCGUGCUCGCCGUACGUGUGGUGCUGAUGUGGUGUGUUGCGCAUCGUGCUCACUGCGCUCACCUGUAUUACACUAGGUCGUUUUGGUAAACACUUAUACCGAGUGCAUUUUCUGCGUAGGUAUUCAAAACUUAAAAAGGCGACUGGGAACAUUUUGAAAACAUGUGGUUUUUUAAUCAAGUACCAAAUCAUUUUCCGAAAGGAACAGGAAAAUUUAUUCCUGGGGUCACCGAUGUCAUGCUUGAUUACGAGCGGAGUGGUAUAUUCAUGCGUUUCUACUAUCCGAGCAAUGCAAAAAUUCGAAUUCAGUCCGAUUAUUCGAAUUGGAUACCCGCAAUGCCCGACUACGACUACAUCGUCGGUUUGUCCAAUGUGGCGAUGAUGCCGCCUUUUUUAAUCAAUUUAGCAUGGCUUCGCUCAGGUGCUUUUACAUGUACUAUUCUGUAUGGGUUUGGUGCUCACUGUGGUAUUAUAAUUCCAGGAAAAAUCAAAAUUCCCGCAGAGUAUGGUGCAAAGCUGCUGGAAGGCGAUGAGCUGAUCAAAGUGAUUGUGUUUUCACAUGGACUGGGCGCAUUGCGCUCCUUUUACUCUUCGAUUGCAGCCGAACUAGCGUCUCGCGGCUACUUGGUUGCUGUGGUGGAGCAUCGAGAUGAAUCCGCUUGCCACACGUAUUACUAUGAGUCUACUGCAGCGGCCGCUGCCAAGAAGAAAACCAGCAUUCCUUUCAAGAAAGUGUCGUUGGGUCCCGGUCAUUUAGAAGCGCGCAAAAAGCAGGUAAUAUAUCGUAAGGAUGAGAUACUACAGACCGUGGACUUUUUUGUACGCUUGAACGCCGGUACUGUACCGCAUAAUGUCAUGGAUGACGUACCCAACGCGCAACGCUCGGAGUUUUCACUGGAGGAUCUCGUUGGUAGGAUUGAUGUGAAAAAUAUUUCGCUGGCUGGUCACUCGUUCGGUGCCGCAACAGCGCUGCUAGCCCUAUCGGAACGUCCAGAACUUAAAUGUGGCAUCUUAUUAGAUCCAUGGAUGUUUCCCAUAAAAGGCUUGCGAUUGGAUAAAAAAGUAAACCAGCCGCUGCUCUUUAUCAACACGGAGACGUUCCACAUCGACUCGAACGUUCGGGCUAUGAGUCAGUUCUGGCGUGAAGAUGAUUCCAAUCGCCAAAUGUUUACUAUUAACAAAUCCACACACGAGAAUCAAACCGACUCGGUUCUCAUUGCUGGUUACUGGCUGAAUUGGUUCAUGAAGAAAAUUGAUCCCAAGCUAGCUCUAAAAAUAAAUAACGCAUUGAUGUUGAAGCAUUUGAAUUUAUACACGGGUGGAGAAGAAGCAACAACUGACAUUGAAAAAUUCCUCAGCGAAAAUGAACAGCACUUUACGGCUGGAUUGACUUUGCCGUGGGCGUAGUCGCCCAUGCGACAGUUUGACAAUGUUUAUACAAUCAUGUAUGGUAUUAAGGCGCAACUUUUUUUUACGAUUGAGGGUGAUAUGGCAAAUAGGAUAUUUUUCUAUAAACGUUUUCUACAUUUAAA